GUUAUAGCAGUGACAAUAGCAAAGAUGGUUUCCAAGGUAAUGAUUUUAGUUGCUUUGGUGGGUGCAGUGUGCGGUGAGCACGCGUUCUCCUCCCAGCACAUCCACAAGUACGAUGGUCAUCAUGAGCCCGUACACCACGGACACCAUCAUGAUUACUAUACCCACCCUAAAUUCGACUUCGAGUACAAAGUGAGCGACCCCCACACCGGCGACCACAAGAGUCAGCACGAGUCCCGCGACGGUGACGACGUUAAGGGAUAUUACUCGCUGCACCAACCUGAUGGCUCUAUCAGACACGUCGACUAUCAUGGUGAUCAUCAUUCUGGGUUCCAUGCUGAUGUGAAAUACAGUACUCACCAUAUUAUCCCUCAUCACCACCAUUACUAGAACUCCUAAUAACUCUAACCUGAAAUAAUUUUUUUUCGAUAAAUAAUGAAAUUUAUGUUAUUGUGAUUUAAAAGCAUAUUGUUAAUUUUUUUUUAUUAAUCUUGUAAUGUUCAACCUCAGAAAAGAGAUUCAGGUCUUGAAACUGCAUUUUUAUGUUCGUUAAGAAGCAGAUAAUAAAUCGCUUUCAAUGUUUAUGAAGGAAAGCAUUACGGAAUUUUGUUGAGGGGCAACAUUGUAUCAUUUAUUUAAUAAUAAAACAUACGAUCAUCCAAA
Messenger RNA from Bombyx mori (domestic silkworm), 660 nucleotides. It is a transcript of the gene CPR112, whose product is annotated as cuticular protein RR-2 motif 112. The record is from RefSeq and is a predicted model, not a curated record. The transcript has 4 exons. Gene Ontology annotation, cellular component: extracellular matrix. Lineage: Eukaryota; Metazoa; Arthropoda; Insecta; Lepidoptera; Bombycidae. The coding region runs from base 25 to 387 and encodes 120 amino acids.